Molecule: messenger RNA, 5583 nt
Organism: Echinops telfairi (small Madagascar hedgehog)
Lineage: Eukaryota; Metazoa; Chordata; Mammalia; Afrosoricida; Tenrecidae
Gene: TBC1D8B
Product: TBC1 domain family member 8B
Exons: 21
Coding region: 47-3406 (1119 amino acids)
Molecular function (GO): calcium ion binding
Source: RefSeq, a predicted model, not a curated record
AGGAGGACAUCUAGGUCGCUGCUCGGGCAGCACAAACUUCUUCACGAUGUGGCUGAAGCCCGAGGAAGUGCUCUUGAAAAAUGCGUUGAAGCUGUGGCUGACGGAGAGGUCCAACGACUACUUCGUGCUGCAGCGGCGUCGAGGCUACGGGGAGGACGGCGGAGGGGGGCUCACAGGACUUCUGGUUGGCACGCUUGAUUCAGUCUUAGACUCCACUGCUAAAGUAGCUCCAUUUCGCAUUCUACACCAGACACCAGAUUCUCAAGUUUACUGGUCAAUUGCAUGUGGAGCCAACAGAGAAGAAAUAACCAAGCAUUGGGAUUGGUUGGAACAAAAUAUCAUGAAGACCUUAUCUGUAUUUGAUUCAAAUGAAGAUAUUACUAAUUUUGUACAAGGAAAGAUCAGAGGAUUAAUUGCUGAAGAGGGAAAGCAGUCUUUUGCAAAAGAAGAUGAUCCUGAGAAAUUUCGAGAAGCCCUUUUGAAAUUUGAAAAAUGCUUUGGUUUACCAGAGCAGGAGAAAUUAGUGACCUAUUACUCAUGCAGCUAUUGGAAAGGACGGGUUCCUUGUCAGGGCUGGCUUUAUCUUAGCACCAACUUUCUGAGCUUCUAUUCUUUUUUGUUGGGAUCAGAAAUAAAACUUGUUAUAUCCUGGGAUGCUGUCUCAAAACUUGAAAAAACUUCCACUGUCAUACUGACAGAGAGUAUUCAUGUAUGUUCACAAAGGGAGGAUCACUACUUUUCAAUGUUUUUACACAUUAACCAAACAUACCUUCUGAUGGAACAGUUGGCAAACUACGCUAUAAAGAGACUUUUUGAUAAGGAAACAUUUGAUAAUGACCCAAUUCUUGAUGAUCCUCAGCAAAUCACAAAAAGAGGUCUGGAAAAUCGAGCACACAGUGAGCAAUUUAAUGCUUAUUUUAGGCUGCCCAAAGAGGAGACUUUGCAAGAAGUGCAUGAAUGUUUCUUAUGGAUACCAUUUAGCCACUUCAAUACUCAUGGGAAAAUGUGCAUUUCCGAAAACUACAUCUGCUUUGCUAGCCAGGAUGGAACUCUAUGUAGUGUAAUCAUUCCAUUACGAGAGGUCUUAGCUAUAGAUAAGACAAAUGAAUCCAGCAAAUCUGUCAUUAUUAGCAUUAAAGGAAAAACUGCUUAUCGAUUCACUGAAGUUAAUGACUUUGAGCAACUGGUAACAAAACUCAGACUCAAGUGUGGGGCAGCUUCAACUCCAUGUCAUGAUAUUGGAGCAGAGGUUGCUCUUAGUUCUGAUUCUACAGGCCCUUCAGAUAACCUUGAGGAACAAUCUGUGACAUCUCAGAAAGAAUGCAGUAAAACCGUGAACACUGAAGCCUUAAUGAGGGUAUUUCACCCUCAAAAUCUGGAAACUCUUAAUUCUAAAAUGUUGAAAGAAAAGAUGAAGGAACAGUCAUGGAACAUCCUAUUUUCAGAAUGUGGACGUGGUGUUAGCAUGUUCCGGACCAAAAAGACUCGAGAUCUGGUUGUCAGAGGGAUUCCAGAGACGUUAAGAGGAGAGCUCUGGAUGCUUUUCUCAGGUGCUGUUAACGAUAUGGCCACUCAUCCUGGUUAUUAUGCUGAAGUGGUUGAGCAAUCCUUAGGGACCUGCAACUUGGCAACUGAAGAAAUUGAACGUGAUUUGCGACGCUCUCUGCCUGAGCACCCAGCUUUUCAGAGUGAUACUGGCAUAUCUGCGCUGAGGCGGGUACUUACUGCAUAUGCAUACAGGAAUCCCAAAAUUGGAUACUGCCAGGCAAUGAACAUUUUGACCUCAGUGUUGCUUUUGUAUGCAAAAGAAGAAGAAGCAUUUUGGCUUUUGGUUGCUGUAUGUGAAAGAAUGUUACCUGAUUAUUUUAAUCGUCGAAUAAUUGGUGCCUUGGUGGAUCAGGCAGUCUUUGAGGAACUUAUUAGAGAUCAUCUUCCUCAGCUGACAGAACACAUGACUGAUAUGACAUUCUUUUCCUCAGUUUCUCUCUCAUGGUUUCUCACACUUUUUAUCAGUGUGCUACCUAUUGAGAGUGCAGUGAAUGUGGUGGACUGCUUCUUCUAUGAUGGAAUAAAAGCCAUUUUGCAACUGGGAUUGGCAAUACUUGAUUAUAAUUUAGACAAACUGCUGACAUGUAAAGAUGAUGCUGAAGCUGUGACAGCUUUAAACAGGUUCUUUGACAAUGUCACUAAUAAAGAUAGCCCAUUGCCUUCAAGUGUUCAGCAAGGCUCCAAUAUGAGUGAUGAAAAAAGCAAUCAUACUAGAGUGGACAUUACAGAUUUGAUUAGAGAAUCAGAUGAGAAAUAUGGCAGUAUUCGCUGUGAAGAUAUAUACAGCUUGCGCUGUCGAAAUAGGUUAUAUGUAAUACAGACCCUAGAGGAAACAACAAAGCAGAAUGUGUUGCGCGUUGUAUCACAAGAUGUGAAAUUGAGCCUUCAGGAAUUGGAUGAACUUUAUGGCAUCUUUAAGAAAGAGCUGUUUCUUUCUUGUUAUUGGAGUUUGAAUUGUCCAGUGUUGAAGCACCAUGAUCCCAGCCUGCCAUAUUUGGAACAGUAUCAGAUCGACUGUGAACAGUUCAGAGUAUUGUAUCACUUCUUGAGUCCCUGGGCUCAUUCUGCAAACAGAGAUGUGCUAGCUUUAUGGACAUUCAGAUUGUUGGAUGAAAACUCAGACUGCCUUAUAAACUUCAAAGAAUUCUCCUCUGCAAUUGACAUAAUGUACAAUGGAAGUUUUACAGAGAAGCUUAAACUGCUUUUUAAGCUGCACAUUCCUCCAGCUUAUACUGAUGUGAAAUCACAGGACCCUUCAAAAGGAGAUGAACUUUCCAAGGAGGAAUUACUUUAUUUCAGUCAACUGCACGUUUCCAGGCCGGCAAAUGAGAAGGAAGCAGAAUCAGUGAAAAAUAGCCCUGAUAAAGGCAAAGGCAAAGUUGAUAUUCAAGCCUACCUAAGUCAGUGGCAAGAAGAGCUUUUCAAAAAGGAAGAGAACAUUAAGAAUUUGCCAAGAAUGAAUCAGUCACAGUUUAUUCAGUUUUCAAAGACCCUUUACAACUUAUUCCAUGGAGACCCCGAAGAAGAGUCAUUAUAUCAAGCCAUUGCUGUCGUAACCAGACUUUUACUCAAGAUGGAAGAAGUUGGAAGGAAACUCCACAGCCCUACGUCAUCAGCCAAAGGAUCCUCUGGGACUGUCUGUGGAGGACCCAGUGAGGGGACAACAGAGACCCACUUGCAAGAGAUAGAUCCCUCCUUACUUAAGGAGGAACCUCAGUGGUCAUUCUCAUUUGAACAGAUUCUUGCAUCCUUGUUGAAUGAACCUGCUUUAGUGAGGUUUUUUGAGAAACCUAUAGGUGUAAAAGCCAAGCUAGAAAAUGCAAAAGCCUUUCAGUUAAGGUCUAGAACCAAGAUGUAAAUCUCCUAACGGGAAUUGCCCGUCAUAGACAAGUUUAAUCAGGAUUCAUGAAGCUACCAGCUUGACUCCUGGGAGUUUGGUUCCAGAGAUUCUCCUGUAAGUUGUUGCCAGUGUGUUUGUGGGCAAAAAGGGGAAGAUACUCUGGAGUACAAUGAUGCUUCCCUCAAAUUUUGAUAUUCUCAAAUACAAAUGUUCUUUUUAUAUUUCACAAGAUAUGCAAUGUCAGGAAAAUAUGUUAAAUGUUACCACCAGAGGGCACCAGCUUAUCACUUUUAGUAAGGGGUUGCUCUUUGCAUAUGAAUUUAGUGAUGAUUUUCUAAAGAUGGUGGUGUGGUUGAGUGUCAGUGAUGGUGAUAUGUCAUACAGAUUAAAUCAUACUUUCCAACCUGUCUCCGAUCAAUGAGAAUGCAUUAGAAAACUGGGCUGUGAGAUGAAUAUGCCUUUAUUUACCUAGAAAAUUGCCAUUGGGAAACCCUGUUUUCAAGUCACCUGUCAUUUAAAAUAUUGCAAAUUUUGAAAUUAAUCUGAUUUUGUCUUCUAAUAAGUAUUUUUUAGUAGCUUCUGAGGGUUUCAGACGCUACUGACGUCCACCUCUAUCUCUGUUACUGAUGUUGUUUUUAAAAUCAAGAACUCUAAACUCGUUGAUGUAAGAAAAAUGUUGGAUUUGGAUUGUAAGCUUUUUCAAAACGAUUAAGAAAUGCUUUCAUUAACUCUGUACAUCUUUCAUUUACACUGAGAAAUUACUUCAGAUUCUUCUGAGCAUUGUUUUUUGUGCCGUUUGUCUCAGAAUAGCUUGGGACUGCUUUGGUUCUUUGGUUCUAGCUUGAGAGAGUGGAUCCUCAACACUCCUGCUUUAAAUUACAUAAAAAGUAGAUACACUUAAAACUGAACUUUUGUUAGUCUGGCAAGUUCAUAAAAUAUACUUGUGUACAGUGAUUGUCAAGGUGAUGUACAGAAUUACCAGCAUCUAGCUACAAAGUUCUGACUACCUAAUUUAGAUAUGUAAUCUCUGUGUAUUUUAUGCUGCUCGUAGCUUGUGUUCAGUCCCUACAAUGAAAGUCCACUUAAAGAGAUAAUGGACUUUGUUAGCACUGUUAAAGCAGGCAAACAAACAAACCAAAACGAAAUGAAUCCACAUUUGCCCCGUCUUCUUGCUAUCUCGGACAAGAGCAAUUCCUCAAUCAAUCAUAGAAAUCAAACGCAUCUAUUGGAAUUAUAUUUCUUCACAAAAGACAUUGGUUUUAAGCCCUUUGACUUUUCUAAAUAUGAAGCCAUGAAAGGGCAAACAUCUUUCAGUGACCCAAGAAGUCUGCCUUCCCGGGAAGGAAUCUGUACAGUCAGCCUUUGAUGAGAGUUCCCUGUGAACAAGGCCUUAAACAGAAGGCUUUGUCACCCUAGACUCCACUUAUUGCAGAGUUUCAAGAAUUUUCAAGUUGACCCUCUAAACAUUUCAUAAAUUGGGCAUCAUGAAAAUCUUUCUUCAUGUCUUCAAAACGAUGUGGUAAACCUCGUCUUCUCAAAGACCUUGCCACUUAAAGGGGUACUUAGGACAUAAACAUCUACAUCUACUCAUCUUCUCAAAAACGAUGGACUGAAACGUAAUCUACAUUUCACAAGUUAAUAGUUUAUGCACAAAGGAAAAAAGAUAAUCUAUUAUGCAAUGAUACCACAGUAGCUCUGGAGAGACACAAAGUUCUAUGUUUAUAUAUAAAGGCACUAGUAUACACAUUUUGUUGACUAUUUUGUUAACUCUAUGUACAAAACAAGAUAAUUUCUUAAGAAUAUAUGUUACUAAUAUUUGAUAUUGAUUUUAAAGUCAGAAUAUUGAAGAUUACUGAGUAUUGUAUUUUAGCCUAGAUCAAUUAAAAUUUAAUACUUAAGAGACAUUUUAUGAAUUAAAAAAGAUUAUAUGUAUAACUUAAUAAGGCAAACAAUUUUAUUUUCUGAGUCUACAAGAGAAACAAAUUUUCUAGUUGUUUGUUAAAAUAAAUGGGUGGUUCUUAAUGUUAAAAAUCUUACAUAGCUGUGUCAAACUGAACCAGUGUAUUAUAACUUAUAAAUUACAUGAAAUGUUAUAAGGUGGCUUUACCUGUCUUUAUACAAAUAAAUAUUGUAAAUCCAUUAUAUUACACAUGAAAAAAUGGCUUAUUUAAAUACAUUACUGUUAUUUAUUGUGA